Molecule: messenger RNA, 3954 nt
Organism: Ictidomys tridecemlineatus (thirteen-lined ground squirrel)
Lineage: Eukaryota; Metazoa; Chordata; Mammalia; Rodentia; Sciuridae
Source: RefSeq, a predicted model, not a curated record
GGUGGGUGUGAGAGCGCAGGAGGCCGGGCUGUGCGGGCGCCAGGCGUGGGGAUGCGGUUGCGGGAGCCGGGGCCCGGGAGCACUCCAGGCGCGCGCGUUAGCCCGGCGCGGUGAGGGGCGGCGAGGCGGCGACAGGAUUCCUUCAGCCAGCGAGCUAUGCAGCGGGCGGCAGCGCUGGUCCGACGGGGCUGCAGCCCCCGGACCCCGGGCCCUUGGGGCCGUAGUCAGAGCAGCGCGGCCGCUGAGGCCUCCGCGGUGCUCAAGGUGCGGCCAGAGCGCAGCCCGCGCGAACGCAUCCUCACCCUGGAGUCCAUGAACCCGCAGGUGAAGGCGGUGGAGUACGCGGUGCGGGGACCCAUCGUGCUCAAGGCUGGCGAGAUCGAGCUGGAGCUGCAGCGGGGUAUCAAAAAACCAUUCACUGAGGUCAUCAGAGCCAACAUUGGGGAUGCCCAGGCUAUGGGCCAGCAGCCAAUCACCUUUCUCCGACAGGUGAUGGCGUUAUGUACCUACCCAAACCUGUUGAACAGCCCCAGCUUCCCAGAAGAUGCUAAGAAGCGAGCCCGGCGAAUCCUACAGGCUUGUGGCGGGAAUAGCCUGGGCUCUUACAGUGCUAGCCAGGGUGUCAACUGCAUCCGAGAAGAUGUGGCUGCCUACAUCACCAGGAGGGAUGGCGGUGUGCCUGCAGACCCAGACAACAUUUACCUGACCACUGGAGCGAGCGACGGCAUUUCUGUAUGUGUGAGGGUAGCUCGUUUUUACCCAGUGUUUACCCACAUGAAGAAUAGCCUUGCAUGUGGGGGCCUAGUGUUUGAACUGAUUAGCAAAGAACAGGCCUGGGGGGACCAUUUAAACAGCAUUACAACCUACAUUUUGUUUUUUUGGGGGAUUUUUAUAGGCCAGGUACAAAGCAGAAAGUGCAUAGAAGAUGUGAUUCACUUUGCCUGGGAAGAGAAGCUCUUUCUCCUGGCUGAUGAGGUAUACCAGGACAACGUGUACUCUCCAGAUUGCCGAUUCCACUCCUUUAAGAAGGUGCUUUAUGAGAUGGGGCCUGAGUACUCUAGCAACGUGGAGCUCGCCUCCUUCCACUCCACCUCCAAGGGCUACAUGGGCGAGUGUGGCUAUAGAGGAGGCUACAUGGAGGUGAUCAACCUCCACCCUGAGAUCAAGGGCCAGCUGGUGAAGUUGCUCUCAGUGCGUCUGUGCCCACCUGUGUCUGGACAGGCAGCCAUGGACAUUGUUGUGAACCCCCCAGUACCAGGAGAGGAGUCCUUUGAACAAUUCAGCCGGGAGAAGGAAUCUGUCCUGGGUAAUCUGGCCAAAAAAGCAAAGCUGACAGAAGACCUGUUUAACCAAGUCCCAGGAAUUCACUGCAACCCCUUGCAGGGAGCCAUGUAUGCCUUUCCUCGGAUCUUCAUUCCUGCCAAAGCUGUGGAGGCAGCUCAGGCGCAUAAAAUGGCCCCAGACAUGUUCUACUGCAUGAAGCUACUGGAGGAGACUGGCAUCUGCGUUGUGCCUGGCAGCGGCUUUGGGCAGAGGGAAGGCACCUACCACUUCAGAAUGACCAUUCUCCCUCCAGUGGAGAAGCUGAAGACAGUGCUCCAGAAGGUGAAGGACUUUCACAUAAAGUUCCUGGAGAAGUAUGCGUGAGGAUGCCUCAGGCCCCAGGGGAGACCCCAUCUCCAGGUCUCCCCCCGCAAUGCCGCCCAGGCCUCCCCCACUGACUCUGCCUCAAGGUCUCACUGAGGCCACUGGUUGUGUCCAUCGUCAUUUUGCCCAGGAGACUUCUUUCUCUGUGCCUUGGUGUUGGGAGCACUUCUCUUCUGAGCAAAUAUGAAUUCUCAAUGUCUCAAAGGCUGUUUUUUUGAUGCAACCAAAGCAGAGGGGUCUUGCUCAGCAGAUGUGGCCAAGUUCUCCAAAUCAUCUAUCAUUGCUUUUGGAAAGUUCCCUUGGGUUUUAAACAACCAGGGUGUGUCGGAUGAGAUGUUUUAGAUCUGGAGAAACAGGUUAUUGGGAAAUGUAUGACAACCACGGUGAGGACUGGAAGCCCAGAACAUCUAAUGUGAUCUAUGAAAUAAAACCCUUAGUGGUGUGAAAAUGUAGUCCUUCAAACAGUAAAGCCUGGAAGUCCAGUGGGGACUCAGACAGGGUCCAUCAUUCUGGCCAUCUCAGAAAAAAACCAUGAGGGCAGUAGCACACAGGACAGGUUGCCAGGCUAGGUUGUGGUAGAUGCUGGGGACGAUGCCCAAGAUUAGAGGUCCUGUAGGGAAGAGUGGGUGUAAGUCAGGUACCUGGUUGAGCCAGGUCUCUGCUUCUGAGCAAGGGGGAUUGAAGGGCUUUGACGAUGAAGGGGUCUCUUGAACAUGCUAGGCUGAGAUCUUGGUCUGAGAGGUCUCCCUGGACUUCAGGGACACAGGGCACAUAGCCCAGCAAUAUCCUAGUUUUGAGGAGAGGGUCUGCCUGUUGGCUUGUGGAUCUCCCCCUGGUUACCCAGUGACUGUUUUCUCCCAAGGGCUUGAUUGAGUCUUUACACACAUCGCCCCCUGCUGGCAGCAGCAGAGAUAAGGAAAGACUAAAAAUGUCCUAAGCCGGGAAGGGAUCCUUAAGGACUUGACCAACCAAUGACAAGUCAAGCCCCUGUAGUUUCUUCAGUUAUUUUAAAUGGAAUUAAAGUCCAUUUUGUAGCUCUUAAUUGGUUGAAGUGCCUGGUAGCUUGCUAUGGAGGAGUGAAUGCAAUCUGAUUUGUUUAUUCAACUGAAUUGAAGUGUUUUAACUUAAUGCAAAGUGUUUUGCCUUCACAUUAGCUGCUGCCUCCCCUCCCAGCUCUGCAGACAGGGACCGGUAGCAUCAGUCAUCUCUCCAGGUCAGGAAGGUAUCAUCUACCAACCAUGCCCCUUCCCUGGCAUUAGUAAACCUGGACCAGGCUUGACCCACACUCCAGAAGCUCAGUACUCCUAUCCUCCUCACCAGGCACCCUCCCCCUUACCAUCUGCCUAUUCCAGGAAGUUAGGGAAACCAUGGCCAGCUCAGGAGUUUGGGGACCCAACAAGUCCCAAAGUGGAAUUGAAGGAGCUGGAGAGAGAAAUCUGAAGAAUAAGGAGUGAGGUUUGAAAGCAGCCUCCUAUGCUACUACUUCCACACUGGGUCCUUCCUUGCAGGGGAACACCAUAGAAAACUUCAAACGGUCAUUACUCAUUAGCAUUAUAGUCCCUGUGAAGAAAGCCGCCACAAUCCCAAAUAACAAAAGGGAAUGUUUUGGCACUUUUUCUUCCUUAAAAAGUUGAAAAAGUUGCACUCAUGCUUGCCGUAUGCUAUAUAAACCAGGAUGUGUCCCAGAGUCAUGAGAUUUCUGGUAGAAAGGUUAAAUAGUAGAGGCUAGUAUAUUUUUUAUAUUUUUGUAACAAUUGCUUUUUUCAUGGGGGGAGGAGGGGCUAGUAUUUAUAGUCUUAACAAGUCCAGUAAUUUUUUAUAAGUCUCUUCAGAUUAUAAAUAACCCCUAAAAACUUUACAACGUUUACAUGAUUUUUUAAAAGACGCCAUAUAUACUUGGUUUGCUUUUAAAAAAAAUGAAUAAUAAGGUCAGCUAGUUUAGGAGGCUAACUUCAGGUAGGAAAGCCAAUCAUAAUUAAUUUGAUUUUCUGCAGAUUCUAUUCUGAUGCCUUUCCUGUUCCGGUACCAUCUUAGAAAGUUGAUGGUCAUUUGGGGUUGCACUUUGUAUCUACACGUGUGCAGUUUCUGUUGUUCACCCAGCUCUGCAUGUGGGUGAUGCUGGGGAAGCUUAUGCCAGGCUGUCCCUUGGCUGGUCUGUCACCUCACAUCUUGAGACUGGGCUCAUUGUUUCUGUUCUGAUGUGUGGAGGUUUGGGGAGGAGCAGACACAGACAUCUCCUGACAAAGGUACUUGAUGAUAACUCUGCUGGAAGUUUCUAAACAAUAAAAUAUGUGUCCAAAAUGGUGA